AUGGCGCUACUAUUCCUUAGCAGCGGCGGCUCCGUUCCACAACCGCCAACCUGUGUCUCACCUCUGUUUCCUCCUUCAGGAUCGCUCUCCGCAUGCCAGUGGGGCUCUCCUGGCUCUGUCCCUUCCACUUUUUUGCGUUCCACCUCUUCUCGUGAGCCGGUUUCCAGUUCGACUAGCCACUCCAGCUUUCCUCGCCCUCAUUCCUCGCUCUGGAAAGGGACACCGCAAUUUCUUUUAAGCGGUGGCCAGUGCGUUGACGUCUGUCUGUGUGGCGAUGACGCGGCAGCGAAUAGUUGUUCCUUACAUACGAGCAGCUGCGGCUGUGGGGCAGAGCGAGAUUCGGCGUCAGCUGGACCAGGAGUGGCAUGUGGGCCUGCUCGCGACUUGAACACGCUUCAGAGCGGUUCUGCAGGGCAGCUCUCGGGGGAAAGCGAUGACGGGCUACCCUCGUCAAACGAUGAAACUGCAUCCCGGAAGUUUGAUGGCGCUUUAAAGAAACGAAGUGGAACCGAACUUACGAAAAGGCACGAGACAGAGGAAAAGCACGUCGCACCGUCCUCUACGAGUCUUAAGAGUCUCUCAACUGCACUGAAUCGCUCGCAGCACAAAGUCGAUGAUAGCGGUUGGGAGAGAGCAUCGUCAGCGUGGCAGCGCCGAGCGGCCCCCUUCCGGGUAACGGUGUACAAGAAGGUGAGCCAUCAAUCCUGUCGUAGACUCUUGGAAGGCCCAGUGACAUUGGCGGGAACCGAGAUACAAAUUGGCGGCGGCGGCGACUGCAUGUACCACAGCAUUGCCGCAUGUUUGAAGGAACUGGAGAAAUUUUACCCGACUUUUAAGGCGCUUGACAUGCAAGCAAUUCGAAAUGCGGCUGCAGAUGGCUUUGUUGGCUUUCGAGUAUCUGAGACCAGUGGAAGGAUCCCGGGGGCCGACUGGGAUGCUGAGGCCUUCAUGGGGCGCUUGGAGGUUUUAGCGGCUCUCGAGGACGAAGAGUGGCUCGAAUCAUGGUCUCCUUCCGCGGUUCUCUCCGGUGACCAAUAUCGCAAUUCUGCGUACAUGAUUAUGGACACAUCAACCCCUGAAGGGAAAGCUGCAGCAGUUCAUUUCGAACUGAGCCGGCCAGGCUCCAUUCACUGGGGCUCUGGGUUUGACCUGGAGGCGAUUGAAGACGCUCUGAACGUCGGAAUUGUUGUCCUCUCGCAUGAAAACGGAGGCGUUUACCCUCGUGCCGCGCGGACAGAUGUGAAACGGCCUUACUACAUUCUUCUGUACUACUACGUAAGUGCAUCCGAAAAUUUUGCAGCUGAAGACUGA
Molecule: messenger RNA, 1311 nt
Organism: Neospora caninum
Lineage: Eukaryota; Apicomplexa; Conoidasida; Eucoccidiorida; Sarcocystidae
Exons: 4
Coding region: 1-1311 (436 amino acids)
Source: RefSeq, a predicted model, not a curated record